UCAUUUUAGAGCUUUCGCUCUGAAAACUGUCACUUAUUAGACGGGCUAUUCCCACUCUUCACUUGAUGGUGUAUUUUUAGAGACUGCAACAUGCUUUAAUUGGCAAACACAAACAUAUGUCCCGACUUUUUGCUUGUAAUAUAAUCAUGUUAAGGAAAAAGUCGAUGGACUUGGUUGAAAUUUAAUGUGUUAGCAGCAAGCACGACUACUAAUUUCGAAGUCGGUAGUAAUUGUAAAUGAUAUCUGGUGUCAAAGUUGGUGGCAAUUGUAAUUAAAAGGGGAUCUUGUGCUCUGAAUUUCCCCUGUAAUACGUCAAUAUGCCUCCAUGGUGGGGAAAGUCUUCAUCUAAAGAAGAAAAAAAGAAAACAAGCAAGGAGAGUUUCAUUGAUGCUAAUAAUCCUAAGCUUAAGAUCACAUCUGAUGAAAAAUCCACUAGCAGAUCAGGGGGUUCUCGAAGAAACCGUACUGGUGCUGUUUUGGAAAGGGGAUCUCUCUCUCGAGUCCCAUCACCCUCCCUGCUAGUAUCACGUUGCCAAAGUUUUGUAGAAAGGCCUCAUGCCCAACCACUUCCUCUUCCUUCAGGGCAUCAUGCUAAUGUUUUACGUACUAAUUCUGGAAUUAAUGCAUCAACAAGACCAGGAUUUGACAGAGGUUCAAAGCCAUCUCUGUUUCUACCCUUGCCGGAACCUGGACAAUUAGCUAAGAAACUGGAUCGUGUAGAUGGUGAGGGAGAUUUUGCUACUGCUUCUAUUUCUAGUGAUAGCUCUAUUGAUAGUGAUGACCCAUCUGAUUCCCGUAGCCCCCUAACUUCUGAUUAUGAGAAUGGACAGAGAACUGCAGCGAACAGUCCAUCUGGCACAAAGCACAUGGAUCAGUUGUCUUUUGUCAACCAGGACACCAAAGAGAUACUGAAGCCAGCUAAUGUAUCUUUUAAUAAUCAAUACCUGUCCACAUCACCUAAGCGAGGAUCGGCAAACAGUUGUGUGCAGAAUUUGCAGAUUCCUCAACAUGGUGCUUUCUCUAGUGCCCCAGACAGCUCAAUGUCGAGUCCUUCUAGAAGUCCAAUGAGAGCAUUUGGUCUUCAGCAAACUUGGAACUCUGGUGCUGGCACAGGAAAGCCUUUUUCUGACAUAGUUUUCCUGGGAUCCGGGCACUGCUCUAGUCCAGGUUCAGGCCAUAAUUCUGUUGGUGGAGAUAUGUCUGGACAGUUAUUUUGGCCACAAAGCAGGUGUAGCCCUGAGUGUUCUCCUAUACCUAGUCCUAGAAUGACAAGCCCUGGUCCCAGCUCUAGGAUACACAGCGGUGCCGUCACUCCUUUGCAUCCACAAGCAACAGGGACUGCUGCUGAAUCACCUACAAGUCGACCUGAUGAUGGGAAACAGAAAAGCCAUAGGUUGCCUCUUCCCCCAAUAACAAUAUCUAAUACUUGUCAGUUUUCUCCUGGGUAUUCUGCAGCAGCAUCUCCAUCGUUACCCCGAAGUCCUGGUAGGGCAGAAAACCCAACAAGCCCUUGCUCCCGCUGGAAGAAAGGACGAUUGCUGGGGAGGGGUACAUUUGGACAUGUCUAUCUUGGUUUUAACAGUGAAAGUGGGGAGAUGUGUGCAAUGAAGGAAGUGACCCUUUUUUCUGAUGAUGCCAAAUCAAAGGAAAGCGCUCAGCAGUUGGGACAGGAAAUUAUGCUGCUCGGUCACUUACGACAUCCAAAUAUAGUGCAAUAUUAUGGAUAUGAAACGGUAGAUGAUAAACUUUAUAUAUACUUGGAGUAUGUUUCUGGUGGCUCCAUCUAUAAACUUCUUCAAGAGUAUGGCCCAUUUGGUGAAAGUGCCAUUCGAAAUUAUACUCAACAAAUUUUGUCUGGGUUGGCUUACUUGCAUGCUAAAAAUACUGUUCAUAGAGACAUUAAAGGUGCAAACAUACUGGUUGACCCCAAUGGACGUGUGAAACUGGCUGAUUUUGGGAUGGCAAAGCAUAUUACGGGGUCAUCUUGUCCGCUAUCGUUCAAAGGAAGCCCCUAUUGGAUGGCACCUGAGGUUAUAAAGAACUCAAAUGGAUGUAACUUAGCUGUUGAUAUAUGGAGCCUUGGAUGCACUGUGUUGGAGAUGGCUACCACAAAACCGCCUUGGAGCCAGUAUGAAGGGGUUGCUGCAAUGUUCAAAAUUGGCAACAGUAAAGAGCUUCCAACAAUCCCUGAUAGUCUUUCAUAUGAGGGAAAGGACUUUGUGAGGCAGUGUUUACAAAGAAACCCGUUACAUCGCCCUACAGCAGCUUGGCUUCUAGAGCAUCCUUUUGUGAAAAAUGCAGCACCACUAGAAAGACCCAUUUUUAGUGCUGAUGCAUCAGAUUCAUCACCUGCAGUUGCAAAUGCAAUGAGAACACUGGGAAUUGGAAAUGCUAGAAAUUUUCCAUGCAUAGAUUCAGAAGGGACAGCUAGCAUUCCAUGCAGACCUUUGAAAACAGGAUUAGGAUCCAGUGAUGCCCAUUCGCCAAGGAACACGUCAUGCCCAGUAUCUCCCAUUGGCAGUCCUCUACUACAUCCAAGGUCACCGCAAAAUUUUAGCGGAAGGAUGUCCCCCUCUCCUAUAUCGAGCCCGCACGCUCUAUCCGGUUCAUCCACUCCUCUUACUGGUGGUAGUGGUGCCAUUCCAUUUCAUCACCAAAAUCAGCCAAUGACCUAUUUGCAUGAAGGUAAUGGAAUAAUUCCAAAACCCCAAAAUAGUUUCUAUGCAAGUGCUAGCAACCGUUAUCAAGAACCCAAGCCCAACAUGUUUCGAGGGAUUGCACAAGCUUCUAAUGUCUCUCAAGAAAUGAUUUCAUCAGAUACUGGUGCUUUUGGAAAACAGUAUGGAUGGCCUGGGCAUGGGGAUCAUAGGGAACUCUAUGAUGGACGGGCAAUCCUGGCUGAUCAUGUGUCUCAACAACUUUUGAGGGACCAUGUGAAGCCGAAACCAGUGCUGGACCUUAAUCCAGGUUCUUCGAUGCUAGGUUGAAAUGGAGGAAUAUAGUAUGCUCUGGAAAUCUGUCAAGUUUCAUUCCUUAACUUUACGGGCAUAAGUUCAAUUUUCCUUGGAGAUAAUUCAUGCUUCUUUAUGGAAGUUUUAACAGAAGAUAUUAGCCUGAUGUUAUUGGAGGCUGGAUACUAGCUGCAUUCAUAAAAUCUCCAAUGGUGUCGAAGACUCUUUUGGCUUGUAUUUCACCAUCAUAUUAGGCAUUCUAUUGUCACUCGAGGGUAGUAGACCGUGCAGAAUGGAGGCAAAGUUC
This is a messenger RNA of Hibiscus syriacus, 3258 nucleotides long. Its product is annotated as mitogen-activated protein kinase kinase kinase YODA-like. Gene Ontology annotation, molecular function: ATP binding; protein kinase activity. The coding region runs from base 318 to 2987 and encodes 889 amino acids. The transcript has 12 exons. Gene Ontology annotation, biological process: protein phosphorylation. NCBI's taxonomy places the organism in Eukaryota, Viridiplantae, Streptophyta, Magnoliopsida, Malvales, Malvaceae. The record is from RefSeq and is a predicted model, not a curated record.